Messenger RNA from Microtus ochrogaster (prairie vole), 2137 nucleotides. Its product is annotated as zinc finger protein 58-like. NCBI's taxonomy places the organism in Eukaryota, Metazoa, Chordata, Mammalia, Rodentia, Cricetidae. The transcript is spliced from 4 exons. The coding region runs from base 245 to 1588 and encodes 447 amino acids. The record is from RefSeq and is a predicted model, not a curated record. Gene Ontology annotation, molecular function: RNA polymerase II cis-regulatory region sequence-specific DNA binding; DNA-binding transcription factor activity, RNA polymerase II-specific. Gene Ontology annotation, biological process: regulation of transcription by RNA polymerase II.
GGGAGUUACAUGUUGGGAAACGAUUAAUGUGGGGAUAGCACUUCUUUUUGUUUUAUUUAGUUUAGUUUCGUGUAUAAUUUCAUACCUCCUAGAGGCCAUUUGUGCUUCGCGCAGAUUUCUGGGAAAUGUAGUCGCCGCGUCUGUGACGUCACAAAAGCCAGGCAAUCCCAUUCCUGCUUCGGCCUCCACGUGUGCGUCUUCCCCAAGAGGCCCGUCUGUUGCACGUUCCGGUUGCAUCGCUGACAUGGAGGAAAUGCUGUCCUUCUCUGAUGUGGCCAUCGAGUUCUCUCCAGAAGAGAGGGAAUGUCUGGAGCCUGCUCAGUGGAAUCUGUACAGGGAUGUGAUGUUGGAGAAUUACAGCCACCUUGAUUUCCUGGGUCUUGGUGUCCCUAAGCCACACCUGGUGACAUUUCUGGAGCAAAGACCAGAGCCUUCAGAUGGGGAGAGACAAGCAGCAGCCACCGUGCACCCAGGGUCAAUGCCUGAAGAUUAUAGCAUUUGCUCCAAGGCCAUUGAUUAUAACUCACAAUAUAUUCAAUGCCGGAGAAUUCGUACAAGGGAGAAACCCUACAAGUGUGAAAAAUGUGGUAAGGCCCUUGGUUCUUCUAAAGCACUUUCCAUACACCAGAGACUUCACACUGGACAAAAACCUUACACAUGUAAAGAAUGUCACAAGGCCUUCAAUACUCGCUCAUCACUUUUUAUACACCAGAAAAAUCAUACUGAUGAAAAAACCUACAAGUGUGGACACUGUGGCAGAUCAUUUUACUAUCCUUCAGUGCUGAAGCAACAUCAAAGGAUUCAUUCUAAAGAGAAAACCUACAAGUGUGAAGAAUGCAGCAGGUAUUUUUGCUCAUCUUCAUACCUUAGACGACAUCAAAGAAAACAUACUGGAGAGAAACCAUUCAAGUGUGAGCAGUGCGGCAAGUGUUUUUGCUUCACUUCAUUCCUUCGGCAACAUCAAGCAAUUCACUGUGAAGACAGACACUACAAUUGUAUGGACUGUGGUAAAAGCUUUAACUCUCUUAUAUACCUUAGACGACAUCAAACAAUCCAUUCGGCGCACAGUCCUUAUACCUGUGUACACUGUGGCAAAUGGUUUUUCUAUUCUAGGGAUCUUCAGGAUCAUCAAACAAUUCACACUGGAGAGAAGCCCUACAAGUGUGACGAGUGUGACAAAGCCUUUCACUAUCACUCAUCCCUGAAGACACACAAGAGAGUUCAUAUGGAAGAGAAACCCUACAAGUGUGAACAGUGUGACAAAGCCUUUCAUUAUCACUCAUCCCUUUGGAGACACAAGAAAGUUCAUAAUGGAAUGAAACCCUACAAAUGUACAGAGUGUGAGAGAUGUUUUAACUCAUCUGUAUCCCUCAGACAACAUCAAACAAUCCAUUCUGAAGAAAAUUGUUAUACCUGUGUACACUGCAGCAAAAGGUUUUCCAAUUCAAGAUAUCUUCAGGAUCACCAAAGAGUUCACACUGGAGAGAAACCCUACAAGUGUGAAGAAUGUCACAAAGCCUUUCAUUAUCAGUCUUCCCUUAGGAGACACAGGAAACUUCACACUGGAGAGAAACCCUACACGUGUUGAGAAUGUCACAAAUCCUUUCAUCUUAACUCAUCCCUUAGUGGACACAAGAGACUUCGUACUGGAGAGAAUCCCUGCAAGUGUGAAGACUGUGACAGAUGCUUUUCUUCAUCGUCAUCCUUUCUACAGCAUGAAAUAAAUCAUUUUGUAUAGAAACCCUAAAAUUGUGGGGAAUUUAGCAAAGACUUUAUUAAUCUUAAUAUCCUUAUUCAAUGCAUGUCAUAGUUAAUACAGGGGGUAAAUCCAUCAAACGUCUUAAAAAGUUUACUUCUUCAAACCUGAAACCACAUCAGAUGCUUCAUUCAGACAGCAAACUUCAUGAGUGUGUGAAAUGUGAUAAAAUCUUUGCCAACAAAUCAGGUAUUAUUCACCUUAAAUAAGUUCAUCAUUUUGGGAUGUCAACAUCAACAUGUAACUUAACAAGAGCACAAAUACUAAAAAUGUCAUCAGAGAACAGCAGAGACUUCUCUUUGCUGUAACUCCCAACAGUUUGUUCAAGCAGUGUGUUUGAAACUUGCCUUUAUUAAUAAGUCUCUACCUUCUGUAACUAUA